UGCUUUUAACAAAAUACAGGUUGUAUCAAUCGUUGAAAUAAAAAAUCCCGUAUUACGCUACUCGCUGUUUCCAAAUCCGUAUUACCAUACUAGCCGGACUACUUCGACCCAUUUAAUGACGUCACAUUACACGCACCGAAAAUAGAAAUAUUUUAUAUUACGAAAUAUAUUACGUAGCACAUCGUGUGACGUCAUUUCUGUGACAAAACACAAUAGUUUUAUCUAAACUCUGUAAGGACAUGUCGGACCUGUUGUUUUUUAGCAGUAAACUAUGUGUUAAAAACGUAUAUUCGAGUGUGUGUUUAUCUUGCAUAAAUGUAUAUUUCGAUAGGAAUACAAUAAAAUAGUUUGGUUUAAACUAAGUUUCGAUAAAGCCAUGGAAGAUAGAAGUGGAAGUGCAUAUCGUUUAAACGUUUUUGUUAUAAACAUCGGAUUAAAGUUGUCAACUUAAUUGUUAUAAAAAUUGGAUUAACGAUGGCAUUAAGAGAAAACGAAGUCACAUACAGUUACAAGGAAACCAGUAGGUGGGAAAGAGACAGCCGACAUAUUAACAUCGGAAUAUACAUAAUGCAGCAGACACUAUAUCUAGCCGUGUUCCUAGCUUUGUGUGCCUUUGCAACGAGUCAGGGCCAGCUUCGUAUGAUGCCAUGGAAUCCUCUCCCGCCAUCUAUGGUCCCUGGGAUCAAUCUGCCCCUGAUACAUAUUAGCCACGCACCGUGGCAUCGAGGCGGUGCGUGGACAAGGGACAAUAUUUUUGGGAGCCCAUUGUUUCCAGGAGGAAUGGCCAGUGGUCAAAUGUUGCCAACAGGUCCGUUCUGGGGUCAGCAGUGGAGCACUUUUGGUCAGAACGGGCAGCGGCCAAUGAACAUUCAGAACGGUCAAUGGCUGUCAAGCGGUCAAAACGGCUUUAAUAGUCAGUGGCCAGUACAUGGUCAGAAUGGACAAUUUUCACCAAAUGGACUGAAUGGACAAUUGUCCGUUAAUGGGCAGAAUGGGCAAUUUUCACCAAAUGGACUCAGUGGACAAUUGUCGGUAAAUGGACAAUCUGGACAAUUGAUGGACCAGUCGCAUGUUCUGCCUAAUUCGUGGGCAAUUAAUGGCCAACAAAGCAACACUUUUUCAACAACUGACACCUUUGGCUCGGGAAUGCCGUCUGUAAACAGCGACCCCUGGGGAAUGUACAAACAACUUGCCAUGGAUUCAUCGCUCGGGACCCAGUCCGCUUCCAGAAAUCAGGGCGCGUUAAACCAGCAGACGGGUUUUGACAACGGUUUCCUUUCCGGUUCCGACCAGACUGGUUGGACACCUAUUGACGGGUUCCGGAAUGAGAACCAAAACUUCAACAACGGAUUUACGUCACCAAACGCAGGUUCCGCAACGAAUUUUGGAGUAAACCUUCCACCGUGGACAGGUUAAAUAAAACUUUAACUUGCCGUUUGCUUAUUUGUGCAUAUUGAAAGAAAGAACUCGAUGUGUAUUGAAUAUAUUCUUACAUCGAAUAGAGCGUGAUUUGUCCAUAUCUUUACCUCACACUGAAAACUUGUAUCUUUACGUGUACACUAUUUAUUGUUAUACCAUACUUAUUGCAUACUUUUUUCCGUAUCCAAAACUAUUUUUCUUACUUUGUUGUUAGUCUUUCAACGU
Molecule: messenger RNA, 1644 nt
Organism: Dreissena polymorpha
Lineage: Eukaryota; Metazoa; Mollusca; Bivalvia; Myida; Dreissenidae
Exons: 5
Coding region: 475-1416 (313 amino acids)
Source: RefSeq, a predicted model, not a curated record